Molecule: messenger RNA, 2850 nt
Organism: Cololabis saira (Pacific saury)
Lineage: Eukaryota; Metazoa; Chordata; Actinopteri; Beloniformes; Belonidae
Gene: kcna2b
Product: potassium voltage-gated channel, shaker-related subfamily, member 2b
Exons: 2
Coding region: 302-1798 (498 amino acids)
Biological process (GO): potassium ion transmembrane transport; protein homooligomerization
Cellular component (GO): juxtaparanode region of axon; axon terminus; dendrite
Molecular function (GO): protein binding; delayed rectifier potassium channel activity
Source: RefSeq, a predicted model, not a curated record
AUGAGAGACAUGGCAAUGGCAGGCAACUCAAAAACCAGACAGUCGUGAUGAAGCGUCCACGGCCACUGCAGUGAUCAGUCAAAUGAGGGGAGGAGGACGUUUGUGAGAGGAAUAAGACGGAGGACCUGAGUCAACUUAAUAGAAGACACAAACUGGAUAAAAUACAAAAACGUCUUCGCACCAGGAGAAUCCCGGCAGGUCUGCCUGUAACUGAAGCCACACCUGUGUGGAACAUUUAUAUCUUCGGGACCCAACGUGGCUCCACCCUCUCUGAAAGCUGCAGGCCCCAUCUCUUUCCACCAUGACGGUUGCAACCAGCGACCCUUCAGAUGAAGCAGCAGCACAACCAGGUCACGACCAGUAUGGCCCAGAGCUGGAUCACGAGUGCUGCGAAAGGGUCGUUAUCAAUAUCUCGGGCUUGCGCUUCGAAACCCAGUUGAAGACACUCUCUCAGUUCCCAGAGACGCUGCUGGGUGAUCCAAAGAAACGAAUGAGGUAUUUUGAUCCUCUACGCAAUGAGUACUUUUUCGACCGCAAUCGACCAAGUUUUGAUGCUAUACUGUAUUAUUACCAGUCUGGAGGGAGACUCCGACGUCCUGUUAACGUGACCCUGGACAUUUUUUCUGAGGAGAUCCGCUUUUAUGAAUUGGGUGAGGAGGCUAUGGAGAUCUUCAGGGAGGAUGAAGGUUUUAUAAAGGAGGAGGAGCGGCCGCUGCCAGAAAAUGAGUUUCAGAGACAAGUGUGGUUACUAUUCGAGUACCCAGAGAGCUCAGGUCCAGCUCGUAUCAUUGCUAUCAUCUCUGUCAUGGUGAUUCUUAUCUCUAUUGUCAGCUUCUGUCUGGAGACACUGCCAGUUUUUCGAAAUGAAGAUGAGGAUCUCUACAGUUAUCCCUAUCAACCCACAACCAACUCCACCUAUACUUUUGACAGCUCACCAUAUUUCACAGAUCCUUUCUUCAUCGUGGAGACCCUCUGCAUCAUUUGGUUCUCUUUUGAGUUCCUAGUGCGCUUUUUUGCCUGUCCAAGCAAAGCUGGAUUUUUUGGCAACAUUAUGAACAUCAUAGAUAUUGUUGCAAUCAUUCCUUACUUCAUCACCCUGGGCACAGAGCUUGCCGAGAGGCCAGAGGACAGCCAGGCAGGCCAACAGGCUAUGUCUUUGGCUAUUCUUCGUGUCAUCCGUCUAGUAAGGGUAUUUCGUAUCUUCAAACUCUCUCGUCACUCUAAGGGUCUACAAAUCUUAGGACAGACUCUGAAGGCCAGUAUGCGUGAGCUGGGGCUCCUCAUCUUCUUUCUGUUUAUCGGUGUUAUCCUCUUCUCCAGUGCUGUCUACUUUGCAGAAGCAGACGAGUCACAAUCCCAGUUCAACAGCAUCCCCGAAGCCUUUUGGUGGGCAGUGGUUUCCAUGACCACGGUAGGCUAUGGAGACAUGGUCCCAACAACUAUUGGAGGAAAAAUUGUGGGGUCUCUCUGUGCAAUUGCUGGCGUGCUGACUAUUGCCCUGCCUGUGCCUGUUAUCGUGUCAAAUUUCAACUACUUCUACCACAGAGAGACAGAGGGUGAAGAGCAAGCACAAUAUCUCGCCAUCCCAAGUGUGCCCAAAGCCAGCUCGGCGGAUGAGCUGAAGAAGAGUGGUCGCAGUGGCAGUGGAUCCACACUCAGUAAAUCUGACUAUGUGGAGAUCCAGGAGGCUGUGAAUCACAGUUCGGAGGACUUCAGAUCAGAGGCCAUGAAGACGGGAAACUGCACCCUAACCAACACUAACUAUGUAAACAUCACUAAGAUGCGUACGGAUGUAUAACGCAAACUUCUUCAGCUUGAUAGCCUCUGCUGGGAUUUGCAAAGACUUUAGCAGCAGAAUUAAUUUGUAUGUCCCUCUGCUGACUGAUAUGACACCCAGUGUGGGACUGUGAGUGAGAAUUAAAUUACAUUUCAAAAAUUAUCAGUGGAGAAAAAAAAUAUUUUUUCUCCCAUCAAAUGGACUAACCAGUGCAUAAGUGGAAAAACUGCCAUCCAUCUCAUUACGGACAUCCAGAAUAUAUGCAUGGAGUUAGUCUUACAGUACAAACAGUAAGUAGUUCAAGUAGUAAAAUAGUAGUCAAACCAGUAAUAAUCAGUAGUAAUGACAUAAAGGGGCCACCAGUUUUUAACUUAAUAGUUCAAAUUGCUGCAGAGAAGAUAAAUAGCAACAACAAUUUAUAUCAGGCUUCCUUUCUUUUUAAGAAAUUGUCACAUAACUUUGUGAUUAAAACUAUAUGAUCAGCUUUUAUGAGCAGUUUUAUUCUGCUGCUCUAACUGCCAAGGCUCUGACUCAGAGGACGACGAAAUCCCCAAGAUUACAGCUGUACUGCCAGGGGAACCAUUUUAACAAAAUUGGUACCACAAUGAGCAGUGAAUUGGACAGCUUUACAGCUCUGUACAUCUGCUCAUUUUGAACAUAGUGUACACAUUACUUUCUUUUUCAAAAUGUGAGUUGGAAAGUUGGAGCAUGGGGCAAGGCGUUUUGGCUCAGUAAGUCCAAUUGAUCGCUCACACGUACGAGUAAUUCAAUUCCCAACUGCACUGUCAAGGUGUGUUGCCUUUGUGUUCAUUCUUUGUGUCAGAUGUUCACAUGUAUUUAAAAGUCCAAUUUUUGGUGGACCAACACAAUGAUUAAAUAGUUGUUUUUUUUUCUAAGAUCAUGCAAAUAUACUGAGAUAGGUGGCUGUGAUGUACUGAAAGUCUUCAUCCCAACAUCCCAGCACAUCCGUCUUGUCUUCUUAAUUAAGCUUAAGAUGAUAGGACACAUGUAGGAUGUCGACACUAGCCAAGACUCUGCCUUUUUUUUUUUUUUUUCUUACAACUAGCAGGUUA